AUGGAGGGAGCAGUGACACCGAUCACUGGGAAGCCCCUGCUGGUCCGGUCUAUGGCCCAGUUCUCCAAAAUUGUUGUUGACAUAGUAACCUCUCUGGAUGGAGAGCAGCACAACGUCAUGUUUAUUAGCAACAACUCUGGUUGGCUGCAGAAGGCGGUGUGGUCUGGUGAUGAUGGAGGGCGAAUCAUUGAGGAGUUGCAGCUGUUUCAGGAUCCUCAGCCCAUUCGCUUCCUUCAGCUCUCUAGAAGAGGUCAGCUGUACAGCGCAACUAGAACUGCUGUUGCUCAGCUCAGUGUGAGGGACUGCAGCCGCUACACAUCCUGUGCUGACUGCCUUAUAGCCAGAGAUCCAUACUGUGGCUGGGACCACCUCAAAGGCCUGUGUGCUGCUGUUGCUGGUGCUUCAAACUUCUCCAUGAUCCAGAACCUCAUUGAUGGUGAUGCUACAAUGUGCCCAAGCUCUCAUUGCAAGUAUUCCCCACAUAAAGCUCUUUACACACAUUUACCUUAG
Molecule: messenger RNA, 510 nt
Organism: Xiphophorus maculatus (southern platyfish)
Lineage: Eukaryota; Metazoa; Chordata; Actinopteri; Cyprinodontiformes; Poeciliidae
Product: semaphorin-4E-like
Exons: 4
Coding region: 1-510 (169 amino acids)
Biological process (GO): semaphorin-plexin signaling pathway; negative chemotaxis; negative regulation of axon extension involved in axon guidance
Molecular function (GO): chemorepellent activity; semaphorin receptor binding
Source: RefSeq, a predicted model, not a curated record